Molecule: messenger RNA, 3474 nt
Organism: Athene cunicularia (burrowing owl)
Lineage: Eukaryota; Metazoa; Chordata; Aves; Strigiformes; Strigidae
Gene: PLGRKT
Product: plasminogen receptor with a C-terminal lysine
Exons: 4
Coding region: 72-515 (147 amino acids)
Biological process (GO): positive regulation of plasminogen activation
Cellular component (GO): plasma membrane
Source: RefSeq, a predicted model, not a curated record
GGGGAGCCGCCUGCGGUACCGGCUGCAUUUCCCGCCGCGCCGGCCUCGUCUCUUCGGUGCGCCAGGGCACGAUGGGGUUUGUCUUCUCGAAGUCCAUGAGCGACAGCCUGAAAGCUCAGCAGGAGUUUAUGGCCAUGAACUCACGGCUUCAGCUGGAAAGGCAACUACUCAUGCAGAACCAGAUGAGAGAGAGACAAACAGCCAUGCAGAUUGCUUGGACACGAGAAUUUCUCAAAUACUUUGGGGCAUUUUUUGGACUUGCUGCUGUAGGUUUAACAGCUGGAGCAAUAAAAAAGAAGAAUCCAGGAGUUUUACUGCCAAUAGUUCCCUUAAGCUUUAUAUUUGCCUAUCAAUAUGAUAUGGGCUAUGGGACACUGAUGCAAAGGAUAAAAGGUGAAGCAGAGAACAUAUUGGACACACAGAGCAUUUUGCUAGAAUUGCCAAAAGGACCACUCACUUAUGAAGACCUGGAGAAAAUCAGAAAAUCUAAGAGCAAAUUCUUCAUAGAAAAAUAGAAAGUUGGUAUAAAAGCUUGAUAUCUGAAAUGUGAUUGUAAUACUAGUUUUGGACAUAAAUGAAUCAUUAAAAUGUUGAGGAAAUUAUGAGCUUUUAUAAAAUCAAAGUAUAAUUAAUCUUUUAAAAUCCGUACUUUAUAAAGCAAUUAUUUUCAUAUUGUAUGUAGCUCUUGAAAGAUAUCAGUUGUUGCUGUAGCAUAUUCCUCUUGUUUAGAAUGAAAUAAUGAACUUCCACUGUCUAUUUAGAGUUUGAAAAUAACUUUCACCUGUAGUAAAAAUGUUCUGUACUGACCAAAUUCACUAUAAUUAACAAAAAUAAGUUAAUUGGUAGUUAUAAAUUUGUAUAAAUAUGGUCACAAUUUUCAAGUAUAUUUAAAGAUGCAGAGCUCAAUUUGAAGUCAGGAAUAGACAGUCAACUUUGAAAAAUAAGACACUUUUAUUUGCUGUUCUUUAGUCAGUAAAUUCACCAUCUGCUUCAAAUUCUGGAAUAAACAGCUUUUAUCAGAAGUAGGUUCAGAAGUAAACACGUCACUUGCUAACUGUGUGUUUUACUCUUAGGAGAAACUGUAUUAAAGUAUGAGCAGAGAUAAUUUCUCAAAAAGAGAAAACAAAUUAUGUGGUUAUUUCCUGAAUCUUUUUCAUGCUUGUUUGACAUUCUGAAACUCAGGAUAAUUUGUUUACAUGAAAUCAGAGUUUCACCACUAAGAUGAAUAUUAACUUAGGCUAACAGCAAGCAAAAUUAUUAAUGUAUGUUUUUGUAAUGGGUAGAUCCAAGGGGCCUUACAAGUACUGAAAAACUGAGGGAUUUUUUUGCAUGCCUUCCCUCUUGCAUGGUAUGUACUGAGAAUAUAAUUUUAGUAUAUUUUAGUGUUGUGAUGUUACACUUGGCAAAAAAUGCAUCUUUCUGUAUUGGAAAUCUUGUUUAAGCACAGAUUAUUCUGUGUUUUGGAUGGAAAAUCUUCUAGCAUUAUUCUACUUGUGAAAUGAAUAUCAAAUGCUCAAAAAGCAUCCAGUAAUGAAUUAAGCCUAAGUCUGUACUGACAAUUUGUUGAGUUAAAAAUUAAAUUCCAGCUGGAGUUAAUGCCCUGAAUCUAUUUUUGAAGACUACUUGACUAAUAUUAUAAUAUAGUUACAGUAAGACAGGUGAAUAUAUCAUAAAACAAGAACUUCUCAAUGCAGAAGAAAUUAAUAACAGUCUCCAUAGCUGUGUAAGAUUGAUUUCUGAAAGGACAUUGACUUCUGCCUUCAAAUCACUUCUGUAAUUGGUUCUCUCAUCUGCAUAUUAACAAGGCAUACAAUAUGUAACAUUUCAAAUGUGGUACAUUUCAUGUGCAGACUGAUAAAAUGGGUUAUAAUAGCUUGCUGGGUUAUAAUGUCAGGGUCUACACUUUGGCUGAUUAGGUUUUAAGGCAGUGAUUUUAAUUGUCUUGGAAGGCAUGUCUCAACUCCAUGCUACCCAUGUGUUAUGAGCUCACAAAAUGUAGUCCAAGACCACCUCAUGUUUUCUGCCUGUCCUAUAACAUAAUCCCUUGCCACUUGCUCAUAUUAUGUACUGCUCUUGGAACAUAUGUAUUGCUGCUUACUUGUUUUGCUGUCAUCAACAGAUCAUCUACUACCUUUUGUCCAAGUUCUGAAGUCCAUCUUUCUUUAAUUUUGAAGAAGUCACAACAGUCUUUUAUGUUUUAAUCUGUCAUAUAUUGAUACUCUUCUUCCAAGAAAGAAAAACACCUAAAGCCGCUUGCUUGUUUUGGUAUUUGUAUGUCUCCACCUGGGCCUUUUAACCCACUUUUUGAUCCUAUGAAAGACAUUUUUACAAGAGAGCAGUUUUAAUAGCAGUUUUAUUUACAAAUCAUAGAAAAUUAGGAAAUACUCUAAUCCUAUCCACUGUGGAUUAGGAAUUAAUAUCUGUGUGUUUGCAAUAGAUUGCUGGCUAUGGUGUUGGAUCAAAAGGUGGUGUUAAAGGAAGCAAGCAGGCUAAGCAAAAUAAUGACCCACAUAACAGUUUUAGGAGAUAAUAGGAUAGCUACUUACUACUCCAUCCUAGCUAAAUUUUACUUCUUUUUCCUCCCAAAUGUUAAACAUAGAUCAAUAGUGUUCAUCCAUUGCAAGACUCCACACUAAAAAGUGAAGGAAAUGGGGCAAAUUUAUUUCAGCAUUACACAGUGAGUAUCAGUGAAAGUUACCAGAUCUAUAAAGGAAAAGCAACAGGCUCUAAGCAGGACAGCCUAAUGGAUUUAAAUGGGCUACAUAGUUUGUGCCAAAGAUCGUCAAGAAGUUAAGGGUUAAUCACCUUUACUGCCUUUAUUUUUUACUGUUAGCUUUGCUUUUUUUUUUAUUAAUAAAUAUAUGCUUUUGUUUUGAAGAUGCUUAUUCUUUGUUACAGAGUAUUUAUUCUACUGCCAGUGUAUUAAUCAAAAUGCUUAUGUGUACCAAGCCCAGUCAUAACUGUCACAUAGGUAUCCAGCCACAGAGUGGUUGAGCUGUACGAUUUCCUUCAGAGAACAAUGGAAGGAAGCAGAAGAGUUUACUUUUGACAGGGUCUACUUCAGAGAAAUAGAUGUUUACGGCACAAUUGCCCAUAAUCAUCAUGCCAGUUGUACUCAUGGAAAUAAAUAAAUAAAACACGUAAAACAUCCUGCUCCCUUCUGUCAUUGGUGCUUGACUGGCUUCAGAUGUAAGACUUACUUCAAUAUAUCACAGCAACUGUCUUUGUUUUCGUGAAUCACUGGGGAAGAGAAGGAGAAUAACUGCAGGGCGAGCUUGUUCUGACCUGAGAGCACUCCUUGCCACAUUAAUCCUGUUGGUUUUUCUGGUUGUAAUGUCUGAUAGGCACGUAUCCUGAAUCAGUGUCACAUGGAGGAGGAUUCUUCCAAGAAAGUGAGAAGUCAGUGAUGAUUAGCUUGUCAAAAUUAAACUCUUUGUGGUCUCAUUAUGAGUAUGUCUCACUUAAAGUCCAAGA